AUGCUUUCAGAGCUCGCUGUUCUCGCCGCCAUGUUUCCAGAGGAGCUUGCUGAGGAGGAGGUGGCUCAUACGGCCGCCGCCAGUGCCUUCCUGGUGCGCUCGGGCGGCGCUGCGCUGCGGGUCAGCCUGCCGCAGCGCUACCCGCUGCAGCUCCCUCUCCUCUCCCUCUCCUGCCCGUCUGCUGGUCACGGAUAG
Molecule: messenger RNA, 195 nt
Organism: Emiliania huxleyi CCMP1516
Lineage: Eukaryota; Haptophyta; Isochrysidales; Noelaerhabdaceae
Exons: 2
Coding region: 1-195 (64 amino acids)
Molecular function (GO): protein binding
Source: RefSeq, a predicted model, not a curated record